Molecule: messenger RNA, 693 nt
Organism: Nicotiana attenuata
Lineage: Eukaryota; Viridiplantae; Streptophyta; Magnoliopsida; Solanales; Solanaceae
Product: auxin-induced protein 15A-like
Exons: 1
Coding region: 223-480 (85 amino acids)
Biological process (GO): response to auxin
Source: RefSeq, a predicted model, not a curated record
ACUUCAGGUGCUAUUGUCUUCAGCUGGUACCCACAGAAUUACUCUUCACCACAGAUUAACAGGAUAAUAUGAGCUGCCAUUGUCCUAUAUAAACACCUUUCAGGAAGGUGUCUACAGCCACGACUCUCAGCAAAACUUAAAAGUAUUCAAAGCUUUCUCUGCUUUAGAGGUCUUUAGCAUUUCAGUUUUUCUUUCCUCGUCUAUACUAAAGCUAAAAGAAUCAUGGCUAUUCGUAUGCCUCGUGUGAUCAAGAAGUCUUCCACAUCUGAAGAUGUUCCCAAGGGAUAUUUUGCUGUGUAUGUUGGGGAGAAGCAAAAGAAGAGAUUUGUGAUUCCCAUAUCAUUCUUGAACCAACCUUUAUUUCAAGACUUGCUUAGUCAAGCUGAGGAAGAAUUUGGUUUUGAUCAUCCAAUGGGCGGUCUCACAAUUCCCUGCAGAGAGGACGUCUUUAUUGACCUUACUUCUCGUCUGAGGAACUGAGACAGAAACUUGUUUUCACAAUUUUGUAUAGCAGUAAAGCAGGAUUGGCACAGUUUGUAUAGUUAAAGAGUUAGAGAAGGUUGUAGUUAAUGUUAGAAUGAGAAUGUUAGUGAACUUAAGUCUGUAAUGCCUGAUUGUUAUUCAUGUCAAAGAGAUGAAUGACUCUUUUACUUUUUUCUACUUCAAAGAUAAUGAAGUACUGAACUUUUUCCA